Molecule: messenger RNA, 1728 nt
Organism: Parathielavia appendiculata
Lineage: Eukaryota; Fungi; Ascomycota; Sordariomycetes; Sordariales; Chaetomiaceae
Exons: 1
Coding region: 1-1728 (575 amino acids)
Biological process (GO): ribosomal large subunit biogenesis; rRNA methylation
Cellular component (GO): nucleolus
Molecular function (GO): rRNA (adenine) methyltransferase activity
Source: RefSeq, a predicted model, not a curated record
AUGUUUCCCGUGAAGGGCCUUAAUGUAUCAGCGGAGAAGCUGAAGGUUGAGAUGGGGCACUCAGGCCCAGGUUCGACUUCUGUGUCAAAACCGUCGCGGAAGCGCAAGAGACAGGGAAACACGGAGAAUGUGACGACAGCAAACUUCGCAGACUUGUGGGAGAAGGUUAUUGAGCACAAGGGCCCAGCUGGCUCGGCGAAUAAGGGCCAACCCAAACCUCAGUCCCAGAGGGACACCAAGCGGCAAAAGAAGGAGCAUGAGCUUCCUGGAGGCAAGGGCAUGGGAAGCGAGGAGCAGCAGAAGGAGCACAGCGGCAAGGCCGAAAAGAAACAGAAGAAGAAAGAUAAGACGCAGAAGGGGGAUCCACCAGCGGCACCGGCUGAGCAAAGCGAGGACAAUGGGGACGAAUGGAGUGGUAUCGACGACGAGGCAAAGGCUCCUGGAGCAGCCCUGCCGAUGAAGGAGAAGGUUGACAACAACAAGAAGAAGAAGAAGAAGCAAAGACGAGAUGCCGACGGCAAGGAAGAUGUUCAUCGUCAGCAGUCCCCAGUUAAGUCGGAGAAAGCCAAAGGGCCUGCCGCUCCGCCAGCACCACCCGCUUCAACCGCACCGAAACUCACUCCUCUCCAAGCGUCGAUGCGCGAGAAGUUGAUUUCGGCCCGCUUCCGGCACCUCAACGAAACCCUCUACACCCGCCCCUCUACCGAAGCCUUUCAGCUGUUCCAGGACUCACCAGAGAUGUUCAUUGAGUACCACGAGGGGUUCCGCCGCCAGGUCGAGGUGUGGCCCGAGAACCCGGUAGACGGCUACAUUGCCAAUAUCAAAGCCCGCGCCAAAGUUCGCUUCACGCCCCGCAACCGCAGCAACGCUACCCUCUUCGCUUCCGAACUGCCCCUUCCCAAACCGCCCAAUACCAAAACUUGCACCAUCGCCGACCUCGGCUGCGGCGAUGCCAAGCUCGCCACGGCUCUCCAACCCCUGACUAAAAAGUUGCAUCUCAACAUCCACAGCUUCGACCUCCAAACCGGCGGCUCCGCUCUCGUCACGCGCGCGGAUAUUGCCAACCUGCCUCUCGCAGACGACUCAGUCGACAUCGCCAUUUUCUGCCUCGCCCUGAUGGGCACCAACUGGCUGGCCUUCAUCGAGGAAGCCUACCGCGUCCUGCGCUGGCGCGGCGAGCUGUGGGUGGCCGAGAUCAAGAGCCGCUUUACGAACCCGGCCAACAAGAAGAAAGCCGGCGUGGUACCGCACAGCGUCGGCAGCCGCAAAAAAGCGGCCCCCACCACAGACAAGAAAUCCAGAGCCGCGCAAGCCGCGGCGGCCGAAGAGGAGGAGGAGGCCAAUGUCAACGAGCUCGCCGAGCAAGUCGACGGCACCGACCAGUCCUCUCUCGCUAGGCAGCAGCAGGGCGGAGAGACAGACAUCAGCGCAUUCGUUGAGGCCUUGCGCAAGCGGGGAUUCCUGCUGAAUCGCGAUUUGGGCGACGGCGCUGUCGACAUGAGCAACAAGAUGUUUGUGCGCAUGAACUUUGUCAAAGCGGCGCCCGCGGUCAAGGGUAAGUGCGCCGCUGCCGGUGCCGCGGAGGAGAGGGAGAGGAGGUGGACGGAUGGUAAGGGGCGGUUGGUGCAGCCACCCAAGAAGAAGAAGUUCAUUGACGAGGAUGCGGAGGAAGGAGGCGAGGUGAAUGAGGCAGCCGUGUUGAAGCCGUGUGUUUAUAAGAUACGGUAG